GGUACGAGCACGGACUGGCGGCGGUGUGAAUUCCAACUUUUUUUUUCAAGCUGGAAAAUACAGUAGCGCAACAGCAACAGCAACAGAGAAAAAGAGUCGACAAAACGCAUACGGCGGGCGAAUUUUCUUGUGAUUUUUCGUGUGGAUCAUCCCCCCAUUCCAAGGCGACACGAAGCGAAGCAUAAGCUAAUUGAUAACACAAAAUAGAAGCUUGCAGCAAACUUCACUAAAAGCGAGUGAAGUUGUCAAAGGGGAGGCAAAGCGAAGAAGAGAAAAAAAGGCGCGCGCGGGUGCAGUCGAGAUUCACACGGUGCAAAAAUUUUAAAGAGCUUUCCUUAAGAUUCCUGGUGGUCCAGUUUUGUUGUAGCCAAACAAGUGAGUGAGUGAAUGAAAAAAAAAGUCAGAGAGAGAGCUAAAUAAAAUAAAUCAAUCGAAUCGAGCGUUAUCGCAAUCAGUGAUUUGUCCCAUCAAAGUAGAAGUGAUCAAGUGAUUUAGUGCAAGUUUGUUGAAUUAAAUUUCACACAAACCCAUCUAAGGAUUUUGGAUUUUUCAUUCCAAGAUAUGGAUUAGCGACACACUUGGAUUAAAUAUCUUAUCCGGAUUAACCAGAAGAAGAAUAUAAAACAACCCUUCAUACCGUAUUAGUGAGAUUAUUGUGGAGACGUUUCUAACCCCAUUGGUGGAACCCUCAAGUGAUAACCAGAAUAGAUACCAUUUGCUGCUGUUGUUUGGCAGUUCAAGAAAAUAAAAAAGCGAGACUGUCCCGUAGCAUUUUUUGAAGCACAAAAAAGUGAAGUGUACUGAACCAAGUAAAACCAACAUCAAAAGACAACCAACUGUGAGAACUUUCUAAAUAGUGAACUAAAAGUUUAAAAACCUUACAAAAAAAGCAAAUCGCAAUGGAUGACUUCCCAGCUGUGGUCGAGCUAAACGUCGGUGGCACCCCGUACGCCACUGCUUUGAGCACCCUCCGAUCGGAGGACGGCUCUUGGCUCCAAGAAAUAUUCGGCGGAAGUGCCAGCGGCUGUCCCCGGGACGCCCAGGGCCGCUUCUUCAUCGACCGGGACGGAACCUUGUUCCGGUAUGUGCUGGAUUACUUAAGGGAACCGGCUAAGUUUGAGAUGCCAACGGAUUUCCCGGAACGGAUGCGACUGAGGAAGGAGGCUGAGUUUUACCGGUUGGGUGGAAUGGUGGAAGCCGUUACGAAGGAUCCGGGCACGAUUACCAUUGGGUAUCGGGGAAGUUUCCAGUUCGGCCGGGAUGGGCUGGCCGAUGUGAAGUUCCGGAAGAUUACACGGUUGUUGGUUUGUGGCCGGGUUGCCAUCUGCCGGGAGGUGUUCGGGGACACGUUGAACGAGUCCCGGGAUCCGGAUCAUGGGGGCCCGGAUCGUUACACGGCCCGGUUCUUCCUGAAGCACGUGUUCAUCGAGCAGGCGUUCGAUUUACUGCAGGAACGGGGCUUCCGGUGCGUGGGUAGCUGCGGUUCCGGAACGGCCGGCUCGAUAACCGAGAACCUGAAACCGGGCGUCGAUUCCGAGGAAAAUCGCUGGAAUCACUACAAUGAGUUUGUGUUUGUUCGCGAUUAAGGUGUCGCUGGUGAAAUUGUGUGUAGAUAUCUCUUGUGAUACUUGAAACAGCAAAAAUGUGACGAUUUUCCCGAAUGGCCAAAAAGGAGGACGGAAUGAUUUGAGGAAUGAAAUUUCGAGGAGAAGCGAGCAAAGCCGAAAGUAAAAGUUACCAAAGUUAGAUUCAGUUUUUAUUAGUCGAAAAAUUGUGUUGUAAGUAGAAAAAAGGAAAAAAAACGUGGACCAGUGCAUCGAUUUCCCAAAAAUAACGAGGAAAAUGUUCUUCCGGGAAAAAAGAACGAUCUCUCCCGAAAUCGAGGGGUGACCAAAUAAACAUACACCGAAAAAAGAGAGAAAAAAAACAGAAAAGGUUCACCGACAGGUGGAAGAAGUCAUUCUUGAGAGACAGAAUUUAGAGGAAAAAAAACCCAAAAACGGAACGGAUUUUCCCGGAUCAAGGAGGGAUGUAUUUAGGGUUAAAAAUACCAUUUCCGAAUGGUAUUCGUGGAUCUUUUCCUCCAAAAUUGGUGGGUUACUCAUAAAUCGAUGGAGAGGACUGCUUCCCCAUUUUUCUUAUGGUGAUAUACAAAUAUGACUCUACAUAAGGGUAGGAAAAAACGGGUUGAUUUUCCCCAGAAGAUUGGGAUGUAGAUUUUAUGUGUAAAUUUUACAUGGAUGAAUGACUAAUGAUGAUGAUGAUUCCGGUAAGCCAAAAAAGGGCGCUCUGCUUUUGACGGAUUGAAUGCGAUAUUCGCCAAAUGACGAUGAUGACGGCGGCGAUGUGAUGAUUAUGAUGGUUGGAACGAAAGCCAUGAUUCGACACACAUGCUGCCGGAGUUUUUGCCAACGCGAUUGCUAAAUAUAUGUAUGGAGGAGGUAGAUGUGUAGGUUUGUUCAAGCCAGAUUCGAACCAAACUAACGAACGAACGGUAUUGAUUGGCUGUUUCGAAUUUUGAUGUGUUGAUUGGUGUUCGGAUUUUGAUAGCUGGCACAUGUUUUAUGGCCACCCACACCUUGCCAUUUUCCACACUUGCUCCACAUCCGGUAAAAGAGGAAAAAGGUGCCGACACAGCUCUCUCUCCCGAUAGGAAGUUGUGAAUAAUGUGCAAAAACAGAGGUUCAAGUUACGAUCGGCAGAUUGGCAGAUUAUCUUAAUUGAAAAUUUUCCGAACUGCAACAAUGUUGAUGGAAUGCAAUCAAAGUUGGAUAGUUGCUAAAUGUUUGAAACUGCAGGGGGAAAAAAACACUACGUAAUCCAAUUCCAAUCGACGAUGGCUAUUUUUGGAAGAAAUCAAUCAAUUGUUAAAUGCCAAACAAGCUUCUGAUUGGUUUAAAUUCCUGUCUGAAUUCUAUUUUUCAUCGUUUCAUUCAACAAUUAAUCCAAGAAACAAUGAAAUCCAAAUUCUGAUUAUCACUUUUUUGUUGUAAACUGGCAUUGAACUGGCUCCAAAAAGUUAUCAAUUUCGUAGAAGAAUCGCUUGUUUGGCUAUUUUUCAGUAACUUGAAAAAAAAUAUGAGAAAUUUGAGCUUAGUGGCUUCAUAGAGAUAUUAUUCUGAAUAAGAUUUUCAAAUCUCGAAGUAAAAAUUGAAGAAUUUUUUAAAGCCGGUUUAAUAAAACAAUUUUUAGGUACAUUUGCAUCUAAGUGGCUCCAGAGAGUUAUCUAGUAAUUUCAUGAAAAAAACGUUUUAUUUUUUAUCUUCCAAAAAGUGACUUAAGAGACAUAUUUUAGGCAAGAAACAUUAGCCUAUUAAAAUUAAAAGAAGCUCAGUACAACAUCAUUACAAAUUAAUAAAAAAAUCGUCUAAAUUUCGAAAUGGAAUUUCAGAAUUUCAGCAGAUUCAAGCAUUGUAAAAAUAAGUUUUGUGAGUGCUUGUAUCAGAUUGCUAUUUCUAACAAAGGAUUUAUCAUUCUACACAAUCACAGCUAGACUCGAAGUUAGGUCUGGAAAUUAAUGUUUUUGACUCAAAAAAUAAAA
Uranotaenia lowii is the source of this 3541-nucleotide messenger RNA. RefSeq names its product BTB/POZ domain-containing protein KCTD8 (gene Ktl). Gene Ontology annotation, biological process: protein homooligomerization. NCBI's taxonomy places the organism in Eukaryota, Metazoa, Arthropoda, Insecta, Diptera, Culicidae. The transcript has 2 exons. Bases 900 to 1586 code for a protein of 228 amino acids. The record is from RefSeq and is a predicted model, not a curated record.